This is a messenger RNA of Miniopterus natalensis, 4540 nucleotides long. It is a transcript of the gene PIWIL2, whose product is annotated as piwi like RNA-mediated gene silencing 2. The record is from RefSeq and is a predicted model, not a curated record. NCBI's taxonomy places the organism in Eukaryota, Metazoa, Chordata, Mammalia, Chiroptera, Miniopteridae. Gene Ontology annotation, molecular function: protein binding; RNA binding.
AGACUUCUCCUGAGGCCCGCGGAGCCGGGCGAGGGCUCGGGCCGUGGUAAUUAACCAGAUCAGGAUCGACACCCGUGUACUCCAGCCUUUCAAUGGAUCCUGUCCGACCACCCUUCAGGGGCCCUUCUGGGCACCCAUCUCAGUGUGUACAGAUGCCAGGCUCUUGGCCACAAGCUCCUAAAUCUUUGGACUCGACUCUGGGCAGGGCAAGACCUCUAGGCAGAGGCCAUGUAUUUGGAAAGCCAGAGAAACCAAGCCCACAGAGUGGGCCAGCACAAAGGGAAUCUUUUGGUUUGGUCUCCAUGUUCCAAGGACUGGGCCUUGAAACAAUGUCCCAGACUCCUCCAAAACGGGAAAUGCCCUCUUUAGGUAGAGGCAUUUUAGGUCGAGGCUUGUCUAUCAGUAUGGUACACAAGGGAAAAGAAGAAUCCCAUCCCACUUUUCUGGAUCCGUCAGUGUUGGCAGCUGGUGAUAGCAAGAUGGCAGAGGCUUCAGUUGGUUGGAAUAGAAUGCUUGGAAGAGGGAAUUUGGAUGUACCUAUAUUACCAUUAGGAAGAGCAACUGGUGGUGUAGGCAGAGGUAUAUACAAGGCUCCCGGUGCUAUCAGCAUGCCUUCUCGGGGUCCUGCCCAGCAGCCAUCACCGCCACCUCUUCCCCCAUCCUCACUACACUCUCUGGAUCGCCUUUCACUGGGGACUGCAGAACACAAGGAAAAAGAGUUUUUUGUGAAGCAAGGAUCAAAAGGAAUACCUCAACCUUUGGGACUGAACCUUAUCAAAAUACAGUGUCAUAAUGAAGCAGUUUAUCAAUAUCAUGUGACUUUCAGCCCCAAUGUGGAAUGCAAAAGCAUGAAGUUUGGUAUGUUGAAGGACCAUCAAGCUGUCACCGGAAAUGUCACUGCUUUUGAUGGAUCUAUUCUCUAUCUGCCUGUUAAGCUUCAACAAGUUCUUGAGUUAAAAAGUCAAAGGAAGACUGAUGGUGCCGAGAUCAGCAUUAAGAUUCAGUUGACCAAGACCCUGGAGCCCUGUUCUGACUUGUGCAUCCCCUUCUACAAUGUUGUUUUCCGUCGGGUAAUGAAACUUUUAGAUAUGAAGCUUGUGGGGAGAAACUUCUAUGACCCGACGAGUGCUAUGGUACUGCAGCAACACAGAUUGCAGAUCUGGCCAGGCUAUGCAGCUAGCAUCCGGAGGACAGAUGGUGGUCUCUUCCUGCUAGCUGAUGUCUCCCAUAAGGUCAUUCGCAAUGAUUCUGUGCUGGAUGUCAUGCAUGCCAUGUAUCAGCAGAACAAAGAAAACUUCCAGGAUGAGUGUACUAAGCUUCUGGUUGGCAAUAUUGUCAUAACCCGAUACAACAACCGUACCUAUCGUAUUGAUGAUGUAGAUUGGAAUAAGACUCCAAAAGAUAGCUUCACGAUGUCUGAUGGGAAGGAGAUCACGUUCUUGGAAUACUACAGCAAAAACUAUGGGAUCACAAUUAAGGAAGAGGACCAGCCACUGCUGAUCCACAGGCCCAGUGAGAGACAGAAUAACCAAGGGAUGCUUCUAAAAGGUGAAAUCCUGCUGCUGCCUGAGCUUUCCUUCAUGACUGGGAUCCCUGAGAAGAUGAAGAAGGACUUCAGGGCCAUGAAGGAUUUGACCCAGCAGAUCAACCUGAGCCCUAAACAGCACCAUAAUGCUUUGGAAUGUUUGAUACAGAGAAUUUCAAAGAAUGAGACAGCCAGCAAUGAACUAACACGUUGGGGACUCUGUCUGCAGAAGGAUGUACAUAAGAUUGAAGGACGUGUUCUGCCAAUGGAAAGAAUUAACUUAAGAAAUACUUCAUUUAUCACAUCUCAGGAAGUAAACUGGAUUAAGGAAAUAACCAGAGACCUUUCCAUCUUGACUGUCCCCAUGCAUUUCUGGGCACUCUUUUACCCAAAGAGAGCAAUGGACCAGGCCCAAGAACUGGUUAACAUGUUAGAGAAGGUGGCUGGUCCUAUUGGCAUGCGCAUGAGCCCUCCGGCCUGGGUUGAACUAAAGGAUGAUCGAAUAGAAACCUAUGUCAGAACCAUUCAGUCCAUGCUGAGAGCUGAGGGGAAGAUACAGAUGGUUGUGUGCAUCAUCAUGGGCACACGUGACGAUCUCUAUGGUGCCAUUAAAAAGCUGUGUUGUGUGCAGGCUCCAGUGCCUUCGCAGGUCAUCAAUGUCCGAACCAUUGGUCAACCCACCAAGCUUCGGAGUGUGGCCCAGAAAAUUUUACUUCAAAUUAACUGUAAAUUGGGUGGUGAGCUCUGGGGAGUGGAUAUUCCUCUGAAACAGUUAAUGGUAAUUGGGAUGGAUGUUUACCAUGACCCCGGUAAAGGCAUGCGCUCCGUGGUUGGCUUCGUGGCAAGCAUCAACCUCACCCUCACAAAAUGGUAUUCUCGAGUAGUAUUCCAGAUGCCUCAUCAAGAGAUUGUGGAUAGCCUGAAGCUGUGCCUCGUGGGCUCCUUAAAAAAGUUUUAUGAGGUGAACCACUGUCUCCCAGAGAAGAUUGUGGUGUACCGUGAUGGAGUGUCUGACGGCCAGCUAAAGACAGUUGCCAACUAUGAGAUUCCUCAGCUGCAGAAGUGUUUUGAAGCUUUUGAGAAUUAUCAGCCCAAGAUGGUGGUAUUUGUAGUUCAGAAGAAAAUAAGCACCAAUCUGUACCUGGCUGCUACUGAACACUUCUCAACUCCUUCCCCUGGGACUGUGGUAGAUCAUACAAUUACAAGCUGUGAGUGGGUGGACUUCUACCUCCUGGCCCAUCAUGUACGGCAGGGCUGUGGCAUUCCUACCCAUUACGUGUGUGUCCUCAACACUGCAAACCUGAGCCCUGAUCAUAUGCAGAGGUUGACUUUCAAACUGUGCCACAUGUACUGGAAUUGGCCUGGUACCAUCAGAGUUCCAGCUCCUUGCAAGUAUGCCCACAAGCUAGCUUUCCUAUCAGGACAAAUCUUGCAUCAUGAACCAGCCAUCCAGCUGUGUGAGAACCUAUUCUUCCUGUGACUGGACAACCAGGAUAUGGGCUGAUUAGAGGAAUUAGAUUCUGCACGUGACUCAUGCAGGAUCAAGAGACUGAAGGGAUUUUUGUGUAGAUGUUUUCCCUUUUGUCAACCCAGUAGAAUAAGAUACUUUCUUUCCCGUUUUUUCUAUUUUAAACCUGGUAUCACCAAGAAGCAAGUUCCAUUCUAAGUAUCAGCUGGAAAUUGUCACGUUGCCUUUGUAGAGAAAAUGGGUGUGAUACUGCUACUGCAUGGAUGGAGUGGGUGAAUAUGGGGGAACCUUUAAGAGCCUGCAAAAGCCAACAGAAGCUAUAGAAACACACAGAAGCAGCAAUUACACCUAGAAGCUCUGCUUACUAAGCAUUUCCCAUUUCUGACACCAGAAGUGAUAAUGAAUGAUGUCACCACAAGUUUUUUAAAGUGAAGAGUUACUUUAUUUCGGUGACUGGGAAAGGUAAUAAAAAGGCCUGUGAGGCAGAGUUUUUCAAGAUAUUACUAUUGCUGGCAAGUGUGGAAAACGUAGUAAGAGCAGCUGGUGGUAUAUAGUCAGGCCCUUGCUGACCGAAUCUUCUCUGGGGACUGAGUUUAUGACACCUAUAACUUAAGCUGGCUUUGAAAGGGGUGUUUUGCUCUCCUGUGGCCUCCUGAGAGAGGCCAGAUCAUUUUUUUCUAUAUAUUUUAGUUACUUUACAGUAGACUAUGUUGAUUUCUUCCUACUUCCCUCACCCCCACCCCCUUGCUCUUUGUUACUGAUUUUUAGUAAGUUUCAUUUUUUGAAUUAAGAAUCAGAACAGGUAAAAUUCGAUAGCAAGGAGGAUUUAUGAUGGGGUGAGAGUUUUUCUUGAACCUUGCUCAGUAACCUUUUCCUGGCUGUUGACUCAUUUUGUUAGGAAUUUUUCUGAAUCCAGGUUAAGGUUUCCAGAAGUUGGCUUUGGAAAACAUGACACUUCUGCCAAAGCCCACACAUUUCAGUUUAGAAAGUUGUCACCGUGCCUGUGGGUUUCAGUGUUUUUUUGUAUUUAUUUUCCCAGUUUUAAAAUCAUCUUCCAGUCCCUUCAGGGUUACUUCAGUAUUGUCUUGCUUUAACUGGGUUUUAAAAGCCAGUUUUAUUUAACCUUUUCAAACUUGUAUUUAUUUUUUGGUGUGAUGACAGGAGGGGAUUAAGCAGAAAUUCCUAUUUUAUAUGACAGUGUGUAAGAAGAGAAACAUUAGCUUGAAACUCCUCCUCAGAAGAAAGUCAAGCAAAGUAUCAGUUUGUGGCAGAGCCCAGCAGGGGUUGAGGAGCUCUGGUGUUGAUGGGCCCAAGUGCACUCCAGUUUCAUUUGGAGUGAGGCUCUUAAGGUCAGGUGAAAACCUGGAAUUCUGAAACCUCUGAAUCAGACACAUUGGAGCACUGGUGUCUGUCAGGUUUCUGAUUCUCUCUUUAAAAGCAUUUUGAGUUUUUCUCUGGAAGUUGGAUUCUUAAUACUCAUUUUCUCUUAUAUAAUAAUAAAAAAACCCCACAAAUACUUGAAUAUAAUACAAAAUUUCUUCACUUUC